This is a messenger RNA of Anoplopoma fimbria (sablefish), 3861 nucleotides long. RefSeq names its product colony stimulating factor 2 receptor subunit beta (gene csf2rb). The coding region runs from base 229 to 2346 and encodes 705 amino acids. Gene Ontology annotation, molecular function: cytokine receptor activity; protein binding. NCBI's taxonomy places the organism in Eukaryota, Metazoa, Chordata, Actinopteri, Perciformes, Anoplopomatidae. Gene Ontology annotation, biological process: immunoglobulin mediated immune response; cytokine-mediated signaling pathway. The transcript is spliced from 16 exons. Gene Ontology annotation, cellular component: external side of plasma membrane. The record is from RefSeq and is a predicted model, not a curated record.
AGCCGGCUGACAAGAAGGAAGCAGCGGUGACAGACGGACAAAGAAAAAUGUUGAAAGUCUUCUUUGUGAGAGUUGCUGCAUGUGUUUUUUUGGUCCAUCACAUGUGAGUGAGAGAGAUAAGAGGCAAGCAGACUCCCAAAGCAGAAACUUCUAGACGAUGUGAAUACACACAGGAACGAUUCCAGGGACCCAGUCAGAAAAACAAAGGGCUCCUGUCAGUCCCCAGGGAUGAUGGCUCUUUUCUGGGUUGUGCUCUGGUCAAUGCUCCCUCCUCUGGCUCUCUCCUGUAGUCCAGACAGUUGCAUCGUCCACGAGAGCAGCGACUUACAGAAAAUGUCUCCAUUGCUGAAAUCCUUACAGUGUCACAAUGACUACGAGUCUUAUGUCCACUGCAAGUGGAGGGAACAAGGAAACACAACACUGCAGCUCUGGUUCAAGAAAGAAAAAAGCAGGAAGCAGUGUGUUCCUUACGGUGCUGAAGUACAGAAUGCAAGUGAGCACAGGACUGUCCAGUGUAGAUAUGAAACCCCUGUAUUUUCCAUUGGCAUCAAACACACAGUCUUCUUCCUCAAGAACAAAACGUUGCCCCUCUGCUCGUCUGUCCAACACAAGCCUCUGGAUCUUUCUCAGCACUUGAGAGCCCGCCCACCGGGGAAUCUGUCCACACAUGGUGCAGGUGUAGGAGGCAGACUGCUCAGUUGGUCCAGCCCCUACCCCUCCUCCUCCACCCUGAACAAAAACAUCACCUAUCAGCUCAGCUACAGGACAGACAGACAGGACAACUGGACGACUGAGGACAUCACAAACACCAGUCUGAAACUAGAGAAGGGAAUGUUGCUCCCGGGUCGCAGGUAUGAGGCCAGGGUGAGGGCCCGGGCCAGCAUGGGUCAGUGGAGCGACUGGAGUCCUGUGGUCACCUGGCGCACUGAAGAGGACUCUGGGCAGAUUCCCAGUGUGCAUUGUGUGCUGGAUGGAGAGAAGGAGGUGAUGUGUAGCUGGGAGGUGAGCAGAGAGGUGGAUAAUUUCAUUACCUACAAGCUGAAAUGUCGACACAACCAGACCGCGUCGUCUGAGAGAUGCUGUGUGAACCCAACAGUCAGCUAUGACCUCGGCAGGGCUGUGCUGAGGUACAGCUGUUCACUGACUGUCGCAGACCCUGCACAUAUGCUCCUGGAGCUCCUUCCAGCACACACAGCAAAGAGCUUUAAGGUCGACAAACACAUUCGUCCCAGCCCACCAGAGCAGGUGAAGGUGAGGCAGAAAAACGCCAACUGGAUUGUGGAAUGGACUGAUCCAAGCACAGCCUCAAAACUCAGCCUGUAUUAUCAAGUGUGCUAUUACAGGACACAGGAUCAAGGAUCUUCUGUCCAGCUAAACAUUGCAGAGGGGUCCACAUCCCUGAGCAUCCUGGGAGCCUCUCUAGCCCCGUCCCAGCGCUACCAGGUCAAGGUCAGGUCGCUAGUCGUCCCCACAAACUAUGAAGGAAUCCCCUCUGAGUGGACCGAUCCUGUGGACUGGACUUCGCAAGAGGCCAUCUGGUCCCCAACAAUGCUGAUCUAUUUCACCAUCGGUGUGUUUGUGGCCGCUGUCUUCCUCACACUCUACUUCACAAUUCCAGCUUGUCAAAGAAGGGCAAUACUGUGGGUGGACUCAGUCCCUUCUCCAGGCAAAAGCAAAAUCCUGUCCGAGAUCAAGUCUGCCACCAGCCGAACCCUCAUGCAGAGUGAGAGCAUGACCAUCUGCAAAGUGCUGCGUUUGGACAGCGCGUCGACAUGCUCCUCAGACGCUUUGCUGUGGCCAACCAAGGACACUGAACAAAAGCACCUGGAGCAUCUGGAGCAGGACGAGGGCUGCUGGAAGUUUGAUAAGAUGCCCCCCCCUGCUGAGAAGGUUAACUGCUCUGACAAGUCCUCCAUGAGCUUCAGCGGUCCGUACAUCUUUUGUCAGUCUUCGGAGGCGAGCCGCAAGUCAGCGGAUGUCAAGUGCGAAGAGAAAGAGAGGGAACAAGAAACCCCAUCAGACAACUUUGCAUCUCCUUCCCCGGUGAAUUUCACCCUUUUCGGGGAAGGUUAUGUGUGUCUGCCCGGCCGCAGUGUCUCCAGGUCCACACAGGAUCUCGUGUCUCACAGCGGCGCCGACACAAACACACACAGGCCCGACAACGGCGAGCUGGACCAACAGUGUCCAGACGAAAUGGACGUGCAGCCGGGUCUUAGCGAGGCCGCCAGCACCAACCAACCGCCACCCUACACCUCAGGACCUUUCACCACGUGGCCUCAGGGGGGUGCCGUACAGACCACAGGGUACUGCCACCUCCCCGCAGCUUUCAUAAGAGCAGCAAAGUGAACUGAAUGAGGACCUAUAAGGCUUUCUCAGCAGAUUUAACCAUUAAUCAAUCAGGGAUUUCUUGUUUUUUUUUACAUGCUUUCUACUUUAUUUUAAGCUACAUUUGCUUCCAUGUGAAAAAAUGCAUUCACUUUAAUUUAAUUUUAUACAUUAGAAAGUAACCAUUUUGAUGGUCUUAUCUGACCUAACAUCAGGCUGGAUGUCCAAACAAUGGAGGGCAGUAGUGAGCUGAGUUUUUGAGUAAAAUGCAAGCAAAUCUGAGUGAUGGACUUCAGUAUGUUGUUUUUUUGGAAACUUCCUCACACAUUCCAGGUCAGAAUUAAAUAACAAAAGCACAUUGCACUCUGAUAUAAUACAAUACGACUUUUCGUUUUGAGGUCAGAGAGAUUAUUCUUCUUCAUCAUCAUCAUCAUCAUCAUCAUCAUCAUCAUCAUCAUCAUCAUCAUCAUCAUUGUGGCUGUGGCGUAGUGGAGAGCAAGUUGUUCUCCAUUAAGAGGAUCGGUGGUUCAAUACCCGACUUCGGCAGUCGAUGUGUCCUUGGGCCCCCAAGUUGCUCCCGAAGGCUUGCCAUCGGUGUGGACUGGAUGUUGCAUGAAUGUUAGUUAGAGUCUGAUAGUGGCAUGGUCAUCAGUGUGUGAAUGGGUGAAUGAUGUGUAAUAUACUACUGAUUGUAAGUCGCUUUGGAUAAAAGCGUCUGCUAAAUGACUGUAAUGUAAUGUAAUAUCAUCAUCAUCAUUAUCACCUAUUUCACUUCCUUCCUUGUAUAUGUUCCCAGACAUGUAAAUAUUACUCACAGAAUAUAUAGACUUGUCAAACCACAGAUUCUUAAGAGCUGUGUUGAAAUGUAACCCUUUUUUUUUUUUUUUUUACCUUCCUUGAAUCCCCCGUCUCUCUCACAGCUGUGAUGGAAGAUGCAGAAUUAUGUCAACUGCAUUUCAUGGGAAAAGUGUGAAAGUUUGCUGACAGCCAUGUUCGCUGCGGUCAUGUAUGCACGUUUGCACAAAGGUGUGCGAGUUAGGACCUUGUUGUCAAUGUUGUAGCAUAUGUGUUGCUGAAUGUAUAUAAAUAUAUAUACAGUAUGUUAACUACACGCUGACGUGCUGCUAUGUUGUGUGGAACUAGAUAUCUCACUGUGAUAAAGUAUUUAGCUAUGGACUGAGGCCUACAGAGACAUUAAAUUAAAUCACAAUGUACGUAGAAUAUGUUAAGUGACAAUACAUAAGACUUGCAAUCUUCAGUAAUGCUACUUACAGUAAAGGUUUUGUAAUGGCUGAUAAAAGAAUAAUCAGAGAGGAAUAAUGUAAGUUAGCAAUGUUUGCUGCAUUUUUGUAUUUAAUAACUUAAACUUUAUGUUUUAAGAAUGGCUUGCACACGCCUUCUCGCCACCAACACCCAAAUAUAAACAAGGGUUUAAAGUUUCAGGCUGGCUGGCAAACUGUGUUAGACUCUUAGAUGCCAGUUUAAAAGGUAAAACUCAUGCAGUCUGAUGGAACUGUCCUGCAAUAAAUAAGUCCU